UAGAUAAAUCAGAAAAAAGCGAAAAUUUCAUCAAAGAUCUCUCUCUCUCUCUCUCUCUCUCUCUCUCUCCUAUAUUUCUUCCUCCACUGGAGGUGCGUUUACUUCCCACCAAGGUUCUUCACUGGUUCGCGGCUUUCAAUUCUUCUUUUUUCUGGUGUAAGUGUAAAGGACUGAGAAUGGAGCUAAAUAGCAUCAAGGAUGCAUUUGAUCGAGUUGCGAAGAAGCAAAAACUAUCAUCUUCUAAAGCACAGGAAGUGAUAGACCUGAUUAUCCAAGAAAUUGAGCAAACAUCAAUCAUGAUAUCAUCGCAACCUCAUCUUGAUCAUAAGAUUAUCCUUUCUGAAAUGAAGCAAAGGUUGCAUGGCAUUGCUCCACUUAGCCAAUUAGAAGGCACACAGAAGGAACUGAACAUGGCAAUAAACAAGUACCCAAAAAUUCUUGAUAAAUCCUUCAAUUCAGACAUAUCUAAAGCCUACAGGAAUAUUGACUUUGACACUCACACUGUCAGCCAGAUAAUUGCUGGCCAUUUUUACCGUCAAGGCCUCUUUGAAAUUGGUGACUGCUUCAUUAUUGAGGCUGGGGAACCAGAAUCUGCUGCUGCUGUAAUGAGAUCCCUUUUCCAUGACAUGAAUCAGAUAGUAAAAGCCAUGGAGAAUCGGAACCUAGAGCCUGCAUUGAAAUGGGCUGCUACCAACUCUGAUAAACUGAAACAAAAUGGAUCUGAUAUUCAGCUGAAGCUACAUAAGCUGCAGUUUGUAGAAAUACUAAAGCAAGGAAACAAGGAUAUAGCUCUAAAUUACGCCAGAAGCAACUUUCAUGAAUUCGCUUCCACAGAUCUGGCUGAAAUACAGAAACUCAUGGCCUGUCUCUUAUGGGCUGGAAGACUUGAUGUGGCCCCUUACCCUGAACUGUUAUCACCAUCCAACUGGGAUGUGGUAAUUAAGGAGCUAACCAGACAAUUCUGCAAUCUCCUGGGCCAAUCAUACGAGAGUCCGUUAAGUGUGACAGUGGCUGCAGGGAUCCAGGGUUUACCUUCUCUUCUAAAGUUUAUGAAUGUGAUGUUGGGGAAGAAGCAGGAAUGGCAGACUAUGAAGCAGUUGCCAGUGCCAGUAGAGUUAGAUAGGGAGUUUCAAUAUCAUUCCAUCUUUGUUUGUCCAGUGUCCAAGGAACAGUCCACUGAUGAUAACCCCCCAAUGAUGAUGUCCUGCGGGCAUGUGCUAUGCAAGCAGUCUAUCAAUAAGAUGUCGAAAAAUUGCUCAAAAACCUUCAAGUGCCCAUACUGCCCUUCUGACAUUGAUGCUAAUCAUUGUAGGCAGCUUUACUUCUGAUGUUACAUAUACCUUAACUUGUACAUGGGGUUUGUAUCAAAUCUCUCUCUCUCUUGACUGGAUCAAGAUGUUGUAGAAGUACCAAAUCAGUGUGAUGUUGUGCUGCAUAAAGGGCUCUGGUGGAGGAUGGCAAAAGCAGGUAUAUUGUUGUUUGAAUGUACUGUCUUUGAUGCACUUGUGAAUAGAAAUUCUUUUUGAGAACGAAAGUAGGUUGUGUAGUUGACCCUUUCCUGUUUUACUUGUAGUAGUAAGGAAAUGCAUCAACUUUAGGUUCUGGACACGGAAUGGAAUGGCUGUUGCAUUCGAGCAUUCUUUCCUCUAACAACACCACCAUAUGCAAUCUUUCAUUUUUUUUUUUUUUUUUUUAUGAUUACUAUCUAAGUGGCAUUUACACUUUAGUUUAAUUUUCGUUUAAUUUUAAUCCAUUUUGAGUUUUAGUUUUGUAUUAGUCUUAAUAUGAAUAAUUAGAAAAUAAAUUGUUUUGUUUGAGGUAUCAUGAUUUUGGAUUCUUUUGAUGGUGAAAAUUUUAACCCAGAAUUUUCACCAUCAAGGAAUUCAAUGUGCAAAUAACGAUUAUUCAAACCUAACAAAUUAUAUUUUAAUUAUGCUUAUUAGACUGAUUCGAGAAUUAGAACUGAAAGUUGAAUGAGAAGUGAGUAAAUGCAAUGUUACUGUUGUUA
Carica papaya (papaya) is the source of this 2008-nucleotide messenger RNA. Its product is annotated as LisH/CRA/RING-U-box domains-containing protein. Gene Ontology annotation, biological process: proteasome-mediated ubiquitin-dependent protein catabolic process. Lineage: Eukaryota; Viridiplantae; Streptophyta; Magnoliopsida; Brassicales; Caricaceae. Gene Ontology annotation, molecular function: protein binding; ubiquitin protein ligase activity. Gene Ontology annotation, cellular component: GID complex; cytoplasm; nucleus. The record is from RefSeq and is a predicted model, not a curated record.